GUGCACUUUCCUGAAUCCUUUCCUGUCAAUUUCCCUCCAUUCAUUAGCAGGAGCAAAAAUGAUCCUGUGGCUAAACUUGGUGUCCUUUUUGGCAGUCUUCAGAGGUGUCCAGUCUGAGGCCCAGUUGGUGGAGUCUGGAGGGGACGUGAGGAGCCCUGGAGAGUCCCUCCGUCUCUCCUGCCAAGCCUCCGGGUUCGACUUCAGCAGCUACAACAUGGACUGGGUGCGACAGGCCCCUGGAAAAGGGCUGGAAUGGGUGGCCCACAUAAAUCCAAGUUCUGGUACUUACUACUCGGACAAAGUCAAGGGACGCUUCACCACCUCCAGGGACAACGCCAAGAGCCAACUCUAUCUGCACAUGAACACCCUGAAGCCAGAGGACUCAGCAGUCUAUUACUGUGCUACACCCACCAACCCAAAGUUUGUGCACUUCCCUGAAGCCUUCCCUAUUAAUUUCCCUCCAUUUGUUGGACGGAGCAAAAAUGGUCUUGUGGCUAAACUUGGAGCUCAGUCUGAGGGCCAGUUGGUGGAGUCUGGAGGGGAGGUGAGAAGGCCUGGAGAGUCCCUCCGCCUCUCCUGCCAAGCCUCCGGAUUCACUUUCAGCAGUUACGGCAUGAACUGGUUCAGACAGGCUCCAGGGAAAGGCCUGGAGUGGGUAGCCCACAUAAAUCCAAGUUCCAGUACUAUUUACUACUCGGACAAAGUGAAGGGACGGUUCACCGUCUCCAGGGACAACUCCCAAAGCCAACUCUAUCUGCAAAUGAACAGCCUGAAGCCAGAGGACACAGCAGUCUAUUACUGUGCAGGAGACACAGUG
Molecule: messenger RNA, 817 nt
Organism: Candoia aspera
Lineage: Eukaryota; Metazoa; Chordata; Lepidosauria; Squamata; Candoiidae
Product: immunoglobulin gamma-1 heavy chain-like
Exons: 5
Biological process (GO): immunoglobulin mediated immune response
Cellular component (GO): blood microparticle
Molecular function (GO): antigen binding
Source: RefSeq, a predicted model, not a curated record